UGUGUUCUGGCUGUUAAUACUCGGGCGCAGAAAAAUCUUUUCACACUUGCAGGAGACGCAUGCGCGGAGAGGAAACCAACUGGCUUGUGUCAAGUCGAGGCAGACGGAUGUGAUCGAGCCAAAAAAAAUCACCUGUACUCUGGCAUUCAUGGUGACACAUCCAUGGGCUCAGAGCGGGUGGAGAUGCGUAAGAGACAGAUGCAGGUUCAUCAGGAAGCAGCUGCCAGUGUCCUCCAAGCGCGCCACAGAAUGGGAAACACCCCCACCAACGCCUCAAACGCCUGCUGCUUCUGCUGGUGCUGCUGCUGUAGCUGCUCCUGUUUGACUGUUCGGGGUGAAGAUGAAACAAUACAGAGGACCACAUUCGAGCAUAGGACAGAGGGAACCAUUAAUUGUGAAGAAAGCCCGAAGCCCACUGUGGAAGACGCUCGGUCCUGGGCAAUGUCAUUUGAAAAGGUGAUGAAAAGUGCAGCCGGGCGAAGCUGCUUCAGGCAGUUCCUGAGGACAGAGUUCAGCGAGGAGAACAUGAUGUUCUGGCUCGCCUGCGAGGAGUUAAAAAAGGAGACAAACAAGACUGUGGUGGAGGAGAAAGUACGUCAAAUAUACGAGGACUUCAUCUCCAUCCUGUCUCCUAAAGAGGUCAGUUUGGAUUCCCGCGUCCGAGACGUGAUAAACCGCAAUAUGCUGGAGCCGACCUCGCACACGUUCGAUGACGCUCAGCAGCAGAUCUACACGCUGAUGCAGAGAGACUCGUACCCUCGCUACAUAAACUCAUCGGCGUACAUGGAUCUGCUCAAGAGCCUGGAAGAGCCUCCCUCCGAGCCAUAAGACUCCCCACUGCCACACAGUUAGCUUUCCGGCGCAUGCAUCCCACUCAAAGCAGUUCUGUGUUCAUGUUGGAGUCCUGCUAUUUAAAGAAAGACAAGACAGGAGAAUGAACACUACUUAAAACCGGUCUUUAUCCAGCUGUAACUGCUGUUUAUUUUACCAUUAUUAGCUUACCAAAACCCUCGGAGCAAACAAGAACAAAUGCUAGUCCGGCAUCAGUUACUUGUUCAAAAGCAUAUCUAUAUUUUUAUAUACUCCCUAGCGCUUGACAUUGCACUUUUCUACCUUGUUUAUUGAGAGAAAGCAUGUAUCUGUGAGCACUGCAUUUGUAUUUAGGUAUAUUGUGAGCCUUAAUGCAUAUUCAGUUCUUGUAGAAAUGAGUAGGUUUUAUUUAAUAGUAACUUAAGAAGAAGGAAAGUGCCUUGGAAUAAGAUCUUCUACACAAGCACCUUUGGUCUAACAUGAAUGGUGCCACAAUGACUUCACAUGUUGGUGCUUUCAGCUCUUCUCAAAGAUACAAGUUUUUACAACUCGACGAGCUGAUACCCGGAAAUAGAUCUUGUCUGUUGUGUUUCAAUACUGUGACUACUAGUCAUAUAUUUAAUUUCAAGAAGACAGGGAAAAAGAAACUGAAUACAUGACCAUGACCACUGAUAUAUUUGUGUAUUUAAAGAGGAAUUUGUGUGAAAUAGCUAUUUGAAUUCUCACAAAUUAAAUAAAGCACAAUCAUAUGUUG
This is a messenger RNA of Amphiprion ocellaris (clown anemonefish), 1564 nucleotides long. RefSeq names its product regulator of G-protein signaling 20. The record is from RefSeq and is a predicted model, not a curated record. The coding region runs from base 163 to 828 and encodes 221 amino acids. Lineage: Eukaryota; Metazoa; Chordata; Actinopteri; Pomacentridae. The transcript is spliced from 5 exons.